GCGCGGACAUGGCCUCGCGCGGCGCCCGCCCGGGCCCGAGCACCCCGCGCCCCGCGCAGUAGCCCCGCGAAGAGGCGGCCUUGACGGUGCCGACGGCGCAGACGGCCGGGCGGGCGGCAUGGAGGCGGCGCACCUGCUCCCGGCCGCCGACGUGCUGCGCGGCUUCUCGGUGACGGCCGAGGGCGGUCUGAGCCCGGAGCAGGUGACCGGCGCGCGGGAGCGCUACGGCCUCAACGAGCUCCCGACCGAGGAAGGAAAGUCCCUGUGGGAGCUGGUGCUGGAGCAGUUUGAGGACCUCCUGGUGCGCAUCCUGCUGCUGGCCGCCCUGGUUUCCUUCGUCCUGGCCUGGUUCGAGGAGGGCGAGGAGACCACGACAGCCUUCGUGGAGCCCCUGGUCAUCAUGCUGAUUCUUGUGGCCAAUGCGAUCGUGGGCGUGUGGCAGGAACGCAACGCCGAGAGUGCCAUCGAGGCCCUAAAGGAGUAUGAGCCUGAGAUGGGCAAGGUGAUCCGCUCGGACCGCAAGGGUGUGCAGAGGAUCCGUGCCCGGGACAUCGUCCCCGGAGACAUCGUGGAAGUGGCUGUGGGAGACAAAGUGCCCGCUGACCUCCGCCUCAUCGAGAUCAAGUCCACCACGCUGAGGGUGGACCAGUCUAUCCUGACAGGUGAAUCCGUGUCCGUGACCAAGCACACGGAUGCCAUCCCUGAUCCCAGAGCUGUGAACCAGGACAAGAAGAACAUGGUGUUUUCUGGCACCAACAUCGCGUCGGGCAAGGCAGUGGGUGUGGUAGUGGCCACGGGCCUGCACACGGAGCUGGGUAAGAUCCGGAGCCAGAUGGCAGCGGUGGAGCCAGAGCGGACGCCGCUGCAGAACAAGCUGGAUGAGUUUGGGCGGCAGCUGUCCCGUGCCAUCUCUGUGAUCUGCGUGGCCGUGUGGGUCAUUAACAUCGGCCACUUCGCCGACCCAGCCCACGGCGGCUCCUGGUUCCGUGGUGCCGUCUACUACUUCAAGAUUGCCGUGGCCUUGGCUGUGGCCGCCAUCCCUGAGGGCCUCCCAGCUGUCAUCACUACAUGCCUGGCACUGGGCACACGGCGCAUGGCACGCAAGAAUGCCAUCGUGCGGAGUCUGCCCUCUGUGGAGACCCUGGGCUGCACCUCGGUCAUCUGCUCCGACAAGACGGGCACGCUCACCACCAAUCAGAUGUCUGUCUGUCGGAUGUUCGUGGUAGCCGAGGCCGAAGCGGGCUCCUGCCGUUUGCACGAGUUCACCAUCUCUGGCACCACGUACGCCCCUGAGGGCGAAGUGCGGCAGGGGGAACAGCGUGUGCGCUGCGGGCAGUUCGACGGGCUGGUGGAGCUGGCGACUAUCUGUGCCCUGUGCAACGACUCGGCCCUGGACUACAACGAGGCCAAGGGCGUGUAUGAGAAGGUGGGAGAGGCCACGGAGACGGCCCUGACUUGCCUGGUGGAGAAGAUGAAUGUGUUCGACACUGACCUGCAGGCCUUGUCCCGGGUGGAGCGAGCCAGCGCCUGCAACACGGUCAUCAAGCAGCUGAUGCGGAAGGAGUUCACACUGGAGUUCUCCCGAGACCGGAAGUCCAUGUCGGUGUAUUGCACGCCCACCCGCCCUAGCGCCGCGGCCCAGGGCAGCAAGAUGUUCGUGAAGGGGGCCCCUGAGAGUGUGAUGGAGCGCUGCAGCUCAGUGCGCGUGGGGAGCCGCACGGUACCCCUGAACCCCGCCUCCCGGGAGCACAUCCUGGCCAAGAUCCGCGACUGGGGCUCAGGCUCGGACACGCUGCGCUGCCUGGCACUGGCCACCCGAGAUGCACCCCCGAGGAAGGAGGACAUGCAGCUGGACGACUGCAGCAAGUUUGUGGAGUACGAGACGGACCUGACUUUCGUGGGCUGCGUGGGCAUGCUGGACCCUCCGAGGCCCGAGGUGGCUGCCUGCAUCGCACGCUGCUACCGGGCGGGCAUCCGUGUGGUCAUGAUCACAGGGGACAACAAAGGCACAGCCGUGGCCAUCUGCCACCGGCUUGGCAUCUUCGAGGACACGGAGGACGUGACAGGCAAGGCCUACACAGGCCGCGAAUUCGAUGACCUCAGCCCCGAGCAGCAGCGCCACGCCUGCCGCACGGCCCGCUGCUUUGCCCGUGUGGAACCUGCACACAAGUCCCGAAUCGUGGAGAACUUACAGUCCUUUCACGAGAUCACUGCUAUGACUGGAGACGGGGUGAAUGAUGCCCCAGCCCUGAAGAAAGCAGAGAUCGGCAUUGCCAUGGGCUCUGGCACAGCCGUGGCCAAGUCGGCGGCAGAGAUGGUGCUCUCAGACGACAACUUUGCCUCCAUCGUGGCUGCGGUGGAGGAGGGCCGGGCCAUCUAUAGCAACAUGAAGCAAUUCAUCCGCUACCUCAUCUCCUCCAAUGUCGGCGAGGUCGUCUGCAUCUUCCUCACAGCCAUUCUGGGCCUGCCCGAAGCCCUGAUCCCUGUGCAGCUGCUCUGGGUGAAUCUGGUGACGGACGGCCUACCUGCCACGGCCCUGGGCUUCAACCCCCCAGACCUGGACAUUAUGGAGAAGCUGCCCCGGAACCCUCGUGAGGCCCUCAUCAGUGGCUGGCUCUUCUUCCGAUAUCUGGCUAUUGGAGUGUACGUUGGCCUGGCCACAGUGGCUGCCGCCACCUGGUGGUUCCUGUAUGAUGCCGAAGGACCUCACGUCACCUUCUACCAGCUGAGGAACUUCCUGAAGUGCUCCGAGGACAACCCGCUCUUUGCUGACAUCGACUGCAAGGUCUUCGAGUCACGCUUCCCCACAACCAUGGCCUUGUCUGUGCUGGUGACCAUUGAAAUGUGCAACGCCCUCAACAGCGUCUCAGAGAACCAGUCGUUGCUGCGGAUGCCGCCCUGGCUGAACCCCUGGCUGCUGGCAGCCGUGGCCAUGUCCAUGGCCCUGCACUUCCUCAUCCUGCUGGUGCCGCCCCUGCCCCUCAUUUUCCAGGUGACCCCACUGAGCGGGCGCCAGUGGGUAGUGGUGCUCCAGAUAUCCCUGCCGGUCAUCCUGCUGGACGAGGCCCUCAAGUACCUGUCCCGGAACCACAUGGACGCCUGUCUUUAUCCAUGCAUUCUCAGGACAGUCUCCCAGGCAUGGAGUGGGCAGCCGCUGACCACCUCCCAGACCCCAGACCACACGGGUUGGCCUCUGGUAAGAAAAGGACCAGAAGUGAGUGCCAGAAGCAGAGUGGAGUCUCCCGUGCGUACCUCAGACUGAUGGUGCCCCAGCAUCCACCCCCACUCUCUGUGCCGCCACCACGCUCCCCCGCUUGCUCACUGGGCCCUGCCGAGGCCGGACAGCUACCCCCAGGCCCAGGCCCAGGCCCAGGCCCGGGGUCUCUGUCCCUGCUGCCAUCUGCCUGGGAGCUCUGUAAUUCCUGUCUCUGGGACUCUUCUGGGAAGUUCGCCCCUGAAGCUCUGGCCCAGGAGCUGCAGCUGGAAGGGGCUUGCCCAGAAGCCAGAGCUGGCGGCAGAUCCAGAGACGCAGAACCCUCCACCCCCAAAUCCACGAGCACGUUCCAGAGCCUACACUCCCUCACUUGGAGGCUGAGCAUUUAUUUGGUGACUGGCGCCUCUGCACUGACAGAGGACUCCCUGGGGGCCCCUCUGACCUCUCUCUUAGUGUCUGCUCUGGGGCCUGGUCGGCCGGGGGUGGAGGGGGGGAACAUCUGGGCCCAGCUGUGCACAGCGAGGGCAGGCAGCCCCCCCACUCUGCUCUGCUUGCACAAAGUCAGCUCAUGAGGACUUGAGCCUGUUUCUUUUUAUAUGUGCAGGGAGUUGAAGGGUCAGAGGGGGACAUAGGAGUGGGGAGGGGGGCUGAGCAAGGACCCCCUUCCUGGGAGAUGGCCAGCCUUCCUUCCUCAGAUCGGCGCGCUCCCACACUCAGGUUUCUCUGUCCUAAGCAAAUGAGACAUGCAGUCUCCGUGUUGCCUGCUCUGCCAAGCAGAGGCCGGAUGUGCCCAAACAUCCUUGGGUCUCUGACCACUGUGCCCUCCCACCCCAACCCAGUGUGCGGUCAUCUCGCGGUCUGCACAGCUGGGUGAUUCUGAGUCCCCUGGACUCUUGACCUCACUCUUUGCCCCCAACUGCACACACCCAUGAGCCAAAAAGAUGCCACUAAGAAUGGCCAGUUACCCAAGGGCACUUCCUCUCCCUCCCUCCUUGCUGGAGGAACGCAUGUCCACGUGGAUCAUGUCAGAUCAUAGGAAAAGAGCAUUUGCUGGACAGAAAUGUCCUCUUAACGCAGCUUUUGCCCCUUUGGCAAAAACUAGCUAGGCGUAGAAGAAAACAGUGCAUAAAUGACUGUGUCCUUGGCCUCCCAGGCAGUGUACAAAGUGAUUAUUUUAUAUGUAAAUCAAGACCCACGUCCCUGUCCUGGUCCCCAGAAUCAAAAGCCCACUUGGCCUGCCUUGCAGACAAAUGGGCUUCACGUUCUGUGGCCCCUUCCCCCACGCCUUCUACCCUCUCUCACAGGUUCUAGGGGGGCUGUGAGCGCAGCAGAGUCGGGGUGCUCCUCUUGUGCCCACAGAGAUUCUCUGCUUUCCUGCGUGGGAAGGGAGGUCUGGGCGGCGGCAGGGCCCCAUCACCCCCCUGACAUGCCGUCUGGUAGAGAAAUAAAGGUCAAGUGCCUGGGGCAGCGAAAGAC
This is a messenger RNA of Diceros bicornis minor, 4690 nucleotides long. RefSeq names its product ATPase sarcoplasmic/endoplasmic reticulum Ca2+ transporting 3 (gene ATP2A3). Gene Ontology annotation, biological process: intracellular calcium ion homeostasis; calcium ion transmembrane transport. Lineage: Eukaryota; Metazoa; Chordata; Mammalia; Perissodactyla; Rhinocerotidae. Gene Ontology annotation, cellular component: membrane. The transcript is spliced from 22 exons. Gene Ontology annotation, molecular function: ATP hydrolysis activity; P-type calcium transporter activity; ATP binding. The record is from RefSeq and is a predicted model, not a curated record. The coding region runs from base 119 to 3262 and encodes 1047 amino acids.